Polychytrium aggregatum is the source of this 2495-nucleotide messenger RNA. RefSeq lists its product as uncharacterized. The record is from RefSeq and is a predicted model, not a curated record. The transcript is spliced from 3 exons. The annotation marks the transcript as partial. Lineage: Eukaryota; Fungi; Chytridiomycota; Chytridiomycetes; Polychytriales.
CCCCAAGGCCCUGCCUCCCCGCAGACCCGCUUCCUCUGCCAGCUUGACCCCGGACUGCCUCCCAUCCAGCAAACCAUCCGCAGAGAAAUCGUGUCCAGACAGCAGCACCAGACAAACAUGAGCGAGGCCGAAACAGCCCAGGGAUUCAAGAGUUCCAUUGUUCUGGGCGAUGACGCAUCCCACGCCGAACAGCGAUAUUUCACGACCUCAUCUAGAGAGGCUCAGACCGCAGCAGCGGAGCAAAUUAAGGCCACUGUGUUAGCUACUGGUACUGAAUUCAAGAGCUCGAUUGUGAUCGCUGACGACCACUCGCACAAGUCGCCUGCUCGGUACUCCAGUGUCACUCGCGAAGCCCAGGAAGCUGCCCUCGCCAAUCCGGUGUCUCAGCCUGUUCUUGUCCAAGGCAACGGCUUCAAGAGCUCCAUCGUCAUCGCCGACGACCACUCGCACAAAUCACCGGUCAAGUUGUCGAGUGUCACCCGUGAAGCCCAGGAAGCAGCCCUUGCCGAGCCUAUUACAGCUCCCGUUCUUGUUCAUGGAAAUGACUUCAGAGGCUCGAUUGUGAUCGCUGAUGACCACUCACACAAGUCGCCUGCUCGGUACUCCAGUGUCACUCGCGAAGCCCAGGAAGCCGCCCUCGCCAAUCCGGUGUCUCAGCCUGUUCUUGUCCAAGGCAACGGCUUCAAGAGCUCCAUCGUCAUCGCCGACGACCACUCGCACAAAUCACCGGUCAAGUUGUCGAGUGUCACCCGUGAAGCCCAAGAAGCAGCCCUUGCCGAGCCCAUUACAGCUCCCGUUCUUGUUCACGGCAAUGACUUCAGAGGCUCGAUUGUGAUCGCUGACGACCAUUCGCACAAGUCGCCUGUUCGGUACUCCAGUGUCGCUCGUGAAGCUCAGGAAGCCGCCCUUGCCGAGCCCAUUACAGCUCCCGUUCUUGUUCAUGGAAAUGACUUCAGAGGCUCGAUUGUGAUCGCUGAUGACCACUCACACAAGUCGCCUGCUCGGUACUCCAGUGUCACUCGCGAAGCCCAGGAAGCCGCCCUCGCCAAUCCGGUGUCUCAGCCUGUUCUUGUCCAAGGCAACGGCUUCAAGAGCUCCAUCGUCAUCGCCGACGACCACUCGCACAAAUCACCGGUCAAGUUGUCGAGUGUCACCCGUGAAGCCCAGGAAGCCGCCCUUGCCGAGCCCAUUACAGCUCCCGUUCUUGUUCAUGGAAAUGACUUCAGAGGCUCGAUUGUGAUCGCUGAUGACCACUCACACAAGUCGCCUGCUCGGUACUCCAGUGUUGCUCGUGAAGCCCAGGAAGCAGCCCUUGCCGAGCCCAUUACAGCUCCCGUUCUUGUUCAUGGAAAUGACUUCAGAGGCUCGAUUGUGAUCGCUGAUGACCACUCACACAAGUCGCCUGCUCGGUACUCCAGUGUUGCUCGUGAAGCUCAGGAAGCCGCCCUUGCCGAGCCUAUUACAGCUCCCGUUCUUGUUCAUGGAAAUGACUUCAGAGGCUCGAUUGUGAUCGCUGACGACCAUUCGCACAAGUCGCCUGUUCGGUACUCCAGUGUUGCUCGCGAAGCUCAAGAGGCAGCUGUCUCAAAGGCCAACUUCAAAGGACCGGUCCGUGCAUAUCAGAUCAAUCAAGGAUUCAAAAGCUCGAUUUCGAUUGCCGAUGACUCAAACGCACCGCCACUCUACAAGUCUGUUGCUCUUGAGGCUUCGGAAGCUAUCUUGGCCACACCUCCGCUUUCCCCCCCUACUCGCUUGGCCCGAAACGAGUUUCAGAGCUCAUUCGAUAUUCUCGACAGCCCCCAGCGACGCGCAGAUCGAACCCUCGGCGAGAGUGCUCAGAGGCUGAAGCGACUGUCUCUGGGCAACCUUGGUGAUAUCAAACAAGCACAGGCUGCAGCCGGAGACGACGCCUCACCUUUGAAAACUGGCAAGCGUCUAUCUCAUGGGCUCCACAGAAACAGUUCCUCGAUCUCAUUUAUACCCCCUCCGAAUGUCUUGACGCCGCGACGCUCGCAUCCCAACCUGACGUCGUCGAUUGUGUUUGGCGAUGACGGGGCUACCGUUGCGCCCUCCAAGGCCGCCCGAACGCCCUCCAGGCGCAGGGUCUCUCCGCCUGGGCCCCCCGCCUCAGUGUCUCUGGCCGAGUUCACGGGCGCAGCCCAACAGGAUGCUCCUGAUUCCCGCAGGAGUGCCCGCCUCAGCCCCACGUCGCUUCCUACGGCCGGGCAGUCGACUGGCAAGCAUGGAAUAUUCUAGCGAGCUUUUGGCGUUUGCCAAAGUGAAACGGGACACCUGCAUUUAUGGCUUCUGUUGGCAUCUAUCAUUCAGAACGACCACUCACAGUCUACGUCAGUGCAUUCCAGAGCACUGAGAGGCUCCCUUUUUUUUUUCGAUUUCGAGGCAAUGGCCAUCGGUACCUGACCGCGCUGGCAGUUUGGCAUCGCAGGAUGGAAGAAUACAGCGAGAGAAAAAAGAGCACGGCCGUUGGUCCGAUC